AUGGUUCAGUCCGCAGUCUUGGGUUUCCCCCGCAUGGGUGUGAACCGUGACCUGAAGAAGGCAACUGAGGCUUACUGGGCUGGCAACCUCUCGCAGGCUGACCUCCUCGCCGAGGCCAAGCGUCUGCGAUUGGCUCACUGGAAGAUCCAGAAGGAUGCUGGUGUCGACAUCAUCCCCAGCAACGACUUUGCCCUGUACGAUCAGGUUCUCUCUCACAUCCAGGACUUCGGUGCCGUUCCUGAGCGAUACAGCAGCGCCGGUCUCGACCGUGUCGAUGAAUACUUUGCCAUGGGCCGUGGCCACCAGAAGGGUGGUGUUGAUGUUCCUUCCUUGGAGAUGGUCAAGUGGUUUGACUCCAACUACCACUACGUCAAGCCCACUCUCCAGGACAACCAGACCUUCAAGCUCACUGCCACUCCCAAGGCUGUUGCUGAGUUCACAGAGGCCAAGGAGGCCGGUGUCGCCACCAGACCCGUCCUUGUUGGUCCCGUCUCCUUCCUCCACCUGGGUAAGGCAGACCGUGGUCAAAAGGUUGACCCCAUUGACCUGCUCGACAAGCUUGUGCCUGUCUACGAGGAGCUCCUCAGCAAGCUGAAGGAGGCUGGUGCCGAGACUGUCCAGAUUGACGAGCCCGUCCUUGUCCUGGACCUGCCCAGCAAGACCAAGGCUGCUUUCAAGCCUACCUACGAGAAGCUCGCUAGCCUUGGUGACAAGAUCCCCAAGCUGGUCUUCACCACCUACUUUGGUGACAUUGUCCACAACAUCGACCUUGUCCCCAAGGACAUCUACGCUGUCCACGUCGACCUGGUCCGCAACCCUGAGCAGCUCGAGACUGUUGCCAGCAGCCUUGGCUCCAAGACUAUCCUGUCUGCCGGUGUCGUCGACGGACGUAACAUCUGGAAGACCAACCUGAAGCGCGCCAUUGAGACCGUCGAGUCCGCCGUGCAGAAGCUCGGCAAGGACCGCGUCAUUGCCGCUACCUCCAGCUCCCUCCUCCACACUCCUCACACUCUGGCCAGCGAGAAGAAGCUGGACGCUGAGAUCGCUGACUGGUUCGCUUUCGCCUCUGAGAAGGCUGUUGAGAUUGCCAUCAUCGCCAAGGCCGUCACUGAGGGCCCUGCUGCCGUCCGCGAGGCCCUUGAGGCCAACGCCAAGUCUGUCCAGGCUCGCGCCACCUCUGAGCGUACCAACGAUGCCGCCGUCAAGGAGCGUCAGUCCAAGAUUCAAGCCUCGGACUACAACCGCAAGUCUGAGUUCCCCUCCAGAAUUGCCCAGCAGCAGAAGAAGCUGAACCUUCCCCUGUUCCCCACCACCACCAUUGGAUCUUUCCCCCAGACCAAGGAGAUCCGUAUCCAGCGUGCCAAGUUCACCAAGAAGGAGAUAACCGAGGCUCAGUACGACAAGUUCAUUGAGCAGGAGAUUGACAUGAACGUCAAGAUCCAGGAUGAGCUCGACCUGGACGUCUACGUCCACGGUGAGCCCGAGCGUAACGACAUGGUGCAGUACUUCGGUGAGCGCCUCAAGGGUUACGCCUUCACCACCCACGCCUGGGUUCAGAGCUACGGUUCCCGAUGUGUUCGUCCCCCGAUCAUCGUCGGUGACAUCUCUCGCCCUGCCCCCAUGACCGUCAAGGAGUCCAAGUACGCCGCCUCCGUCUCCAAGAAGCCCAUGAAGGGUAUGUUGACUGGCCCCGUCACUUGCUUGAGAUGGUCUUUCCCCCGUGAUGAUGUCCACCAGUCCGUCCAGGCUGAGCAGCUUGCUCUUGCCCUCCGUGACGAGGUCGUUGACCUUGAGAAGGCUGGCAUUGACGUCAUCCAGGUCGACGAGCCUGCCCUGCGUGAGGGUCUUCCCCUCCGCUCUGGCAAGGAGCGUGAGGCCUACCUCGACUGGGCCGUCAAGGCUUUCCGUCUGUCGACCGUUGGCGUUGAGGACUCGACUCAGAUCCACUCUCACUUCUGUUACUCCGAGUUCCAGGACUUCUUCCACGCCAUUGCCGCUCUCGACGCUGAUGUUCUCUCCAUUGAGAACAGCAAGUCGGACGCCAAGCUCCUUGGUGUCUUCGUCGAGGAGGCUUACCCCCGUCACAUUGGCCCUGGUGUCUACGAUAUCCACUCGCCCCGUGUCCCCAGCGAGCAGGAGAUCAAGGACCGUAUUGAGGAGAUGCUUCAGUACCUCAAGCCUGAGCAGCUUUGGAUCGACCCUGACUGUGGUCUCAAGACCCGUCAGUGGAAGGAGACCAAGGAGGCUCUGGUCAACAUGGUCAACGCCGCCAAGUACUUCCGUGCCAAGUACGCCAAAUAA
Messenger RNA from Pestalotiopsis fici W106-1, 2301 nucleotides. RefSeq names its product putative 5-methyltetrahydropteroyltriglutamate--homocysteine methyltransferase. Lineage: Eukaryota; Fungi; Ascomycota; Sordariomycetes; Amphisphaeriales; Sporocadaceae. Gene Ontology annotation, molecular function: 5-methyltetrahydropteroyltriglutamate-homocysteine S-methyltransferase activity; zinc ion binding. The coding region runs from base 1 to 2301 and encodes 766 amino acids. The record is from RefSeq and is a predicted model, not a curated record. The transcript has 3 exons.